Molecule: messenger RNA, 3719 nt
Organism: Gavialis gangeticus (Gharial)
Lineage: Eukaryota; Metazoa; Chordata; Crocodylia; Gavialidae
Gene: PIGQ
Product: phosphatidylinositol glycan anchor biosynthesis class Q
Exons: 11
Coding region: 1875-3680 (601 amino acids)
Biological process (GO): GPI anchor biosynthetic process
Cellular component (GO): membrane; endoplasmic reticulum
Source: RefSeq, a predicted model, not a curated record
ACUAGGACUGACAGAAUAUGUUAUUGUCUACAGUGCUUUGUUCACAAUAGACUUUAUUUGAAUGGGGUAACAUUUUAAAGAUCUCUGCUUAUCUGUGGUUCUGAUGUUCUUGCCUGGCCAUAACUGGUAAGAAACUAGCUAUGCACAGAAGGAAAGGCUGAGCAACACAGGUAAGGAGAAUAUCCACAAAAUGCAAGGCAUUUCAUACUAGAGCAACUGAAAAGAUUGAGAGACUGAAUUCAACAUAUUUCUGCAGUGCACAUCAUACACACAUACGUAUAUGCACAACUGGAGAAUGAGUGCCUCACAAUUCAGCAGUGAAUAUGAUUCCCAACACAAACAUAAAACUGGGAAUGAGUACCCUGUACUUUUGUAGUGCAGCUCUCAUAUGUAUACUGCAUACACACAUAAUCACAUGCCUCACACAUUAGCAGUGAGCAUGAUACACACAGACAGAACAAGCACCGAGGAACCUCACUUCUGUAAAGAAUUCUGCAAGUACAUGCUCCACAGCUGGCCCUCAGUGCCAUAUGCCUUCACAGCGAGCAUUAGGGAACCCAAAGCUGGGACUCAGCACUUCCGCAUUGUGUGACACACAUUUUCCACCAGCUUGGAAUUCAGAGACCUUGCUUCGGAGAACUACACACAUAAGCCUUAUCAACAAAGGGCAGUACCAUGCAGAAUGGGUGUGGGAGAGGAGAGGAGAGGAAAGGCAUCCCACCGAGGAGGUGUGGGUAACGGUUCCUUUCAGAUACCACCCAGGCUUCCGGCUAAGACCUGUUCCCCCUGAAGCAAACAAGAAUCUGCAAAUAAGGGGCCUGGUUUGCCCCUAGUGUAACUCAAUUAUGGAAUUUUACAGGGCCCUGGAAUUUGUGCCAAAUAACUGCCUGAUCUGAAAUAACAACAAACUGCAGUCUUGCUUCUUUCACCCCAACAGAUUUUUCCUCCUACCCUGCCAGGGCACCCUCUACAAAAGUGCUGGCCUACCUGGUGUGCUUUGGAUCACCCCAAAACUCUCUUGUAGAACCAUGGCAGGAUAAAAGAAGAUGGCAAAAUAGUAUGGACAAAAUCAGAUAGGUGAAUGAAUGGUUCAGGUGUGGAAGAUGAGCGUGCGACUAUCCUUUCACUCCCAUCUGUUCCUCUUUUCCCCAGCAUCCAAAACAAACCCCCUGGCUCCAAGGUUUGAACUCCAGCAUGAAAGACCCAUCUGCCACAAAUCUUUUAACACCUUCCCCUCUAAUUCUAAGAUGUCCAAAGCUGUCCAAAAUACUGGUGUAUGCUCCACACUCCCCAAGCCACAUGGCAUUCAUAAAAAAGGAUGUUCUAGUUUGGAGGUCCAGCAAAUAUAAUUACUUUUUUAAUACAUGUGCCAACCUAAGACAGCCUGAAGAAUUGUGCACGUGUGUGCACAUUGGGUACAUGUGGGACAGUGGGAGUCUAACCAGGUGGAUAAAGACACAGGACAACUUCACUGUUAUUUAAGGACUGCACAAGGGACCCUGUUUGCCCAUUACAGCAUGAGAAGAACUAUUUUAGACUCAAUGUCCAUUGCUCAGAUCUUGUGCUGAGGGGGCACCCUAUGAAUAAAUUUGAUAUGCUGACUUUUUCAGUGGCCCAGAAAAUGGUUGCAUCAAUUAGUUUCAGGAUUUCAAGAGUUAAUCCAAGCAGGUCUCCCUUAUCAGUAGGCCCAGCCCGCUGUUGUAGCACGGCAGUUACAGUGUGAACUUAGCACACCAUGCUCAGUGAUAUAGUGAAGACUCAGAAAAAAGCAGAUAAGAGGGUAAGUUCAUUUCCAGCUGCUCCUGGCAUGGUUUUCAUUUGUAGCACAGGCUCAGUACUAAGGACUAGGUCUGCACCUGCUACAGUCAACGCAAAUGCUCUCACUGAAGGCUUCUGGGGGACAAGAUCAGACAUCGAAAGCUCAGGUAGAAAGUUCUUCAAGUAUUCCUAUGGUGGUACUGAAGGUCUUCUUCCCCUCUUGCUGCUCCUCAGCAGAAAGCGGUCUUUUGGUUGGCCACUGGAUCCCAGAACAGAAUUCUGCAGUUAUCCUGGCUGUGGUCCAUUUUCCUUUUAUUCCUGUCCAGGUGAAGCAAUACCUCUCUGAAGUCCGGCAAGUGACUCAGGUCAAUGUUUCUGUACUGGGCACAUGGAGUAACUGCAAAAAGAAGGAAGAGAGCUUGAGUGAGUUCCUGGAAGAUCUUGGCACAAUCUUUUCCCAUGAGCCAUGGAUUCAGCUUUGCAAAGAGACAGACAGCAAGUUUUGGAGUUGUUCUAUUAUUCAGAAACACCCCAGUACUCCCAAGGAAGAUGAAAUUAUAUUGGUGUAUUAUGACCAACGCAAAGUAAUGCUUUCGCACCUCCAUCCCCCAAGGAACCUGACCAACUCCACUGAUCACAAAGCAGAGGAUGCCUCAAAACUAGCUGUCAUAUUUGACACAGUGGCAAAGAGCAAGGUACUGUUUAUGAAAGACAGAUAUGAUUAUGGGCCCAUCAAGCUGACCCAUUGGCAGUCAGAAGGAGUAGAAGCCAGUAUAAUUGUGGAGCUGAUGAAGCAAGCUUCCAUUCCUGUGUGUAUGCUGCUGACAUUUCUGCUUUCAUUUGUCUCCAGUGUCUGUAAAAGCAGAGUGCUGAAGUUUUGGCCUUUAUCUUUCAUAUGGAGUAAACUCUCAACUUGCGAACAAUUGGGGCACCGGUUAGAGCACCUUCAGGUCAUCAGCAGUAACAGGAAGGCUCAAAACCAGCCACAGCUAAUGAGGAAAGCCAACAUCUUUGUUUCUCUCCUCGCUGACGUGGCUCUGGGGAUACUGCUGAUGUCCUGGUUGUACAGAAAGAAUCGGAUUGGCCACCUUGCUGACACACUCAUCCCAGUAGCUGAUCAUGUCGCUAAAGAGCUCCAGGACCUGCUGCAAUGGCUAAUGGGAGUGCCAGCUGGUUUAAAGAUGAACCGAGCUUUGGACCAGGUGCUGGGACGGUUCUUUCUGUACCACAUUCACCUUUGGAUUAGCUACAUCCACCUGAUGUCCCCCUUCAUUGAGAUGAUCCUCUGGUAUGUUGGCCUGUCAGCUUGUCUAGGCUUGACUGUGGCUCUUUCCAUCCUCUCCGACAUAAUUGCACUCCUGACCUUCCAUAUCUACUGCUUCUAUGUCUAUGGAGCCAGGCUCUACUGCCUGAAGAUUUAUGGGUUGUCAUCUCUCUGGCGCUUAUUCCGUGGGAAGAAGUGGAAUGUCCUGCGACAGCGGGUGGAUUCCUGCUCCUAUGACUUGGACCAGUUGUUUAUUGGCACUUUGCUAUUUACGAUCCUGCUGUUUCUUUUACCCACCACUGCACUGUAUUACUUGGUGUUUACGCUGCUCCGCCUGCUGGUGGUGGUUGUGCAAGGCCUGAUCCAUCUGCUAGUGGACCUCAUUGACUCUCUACCCCUUUAUUCAAUCUUGCUUCGGCUCUGCAGAUCUUACCGACUCGCAGCUGGUGUGAAGUUCAGAGUCCUUGAACAGAAGACUGGAAAACCUCUUCGGCUUCUAAUGCAGAUAAACCCUCUGUCCUAUGGCAGCGUGGUGCAGACAUACAGGCUCCCAACCUACAGUUGUUACCCUAAGGAUUCCUGGGGGUCUCUCUGCAAAAAGUUGUUCCUGGGAGAGCUAAUCUACCCUUGGAAGCACAAAGGCGAGAAGCAGGACUAAACAGAAGGAAAGGAGCUGGCUGGGAAAGAUGCAGCCAAA